Messenger RNA from Rosa chinensis, 1822 nucleotides. RefSeq names its product junctophilin-3. The coding region runs from base 264 to 1589 and encodes 441 amino acids. Lineage: Eukaryota; Viridiplantae; Streptophyta; Magnoliopsida; Rosales; Rosaceae. The transcript is spliced from 3 exons. The record is from RefSeq and is a predicted model, not a curated record.
UUUUCUUCAGUUGGGGCUGUUGCUAACGUGCGCCUGCUUGUGGGGUCAUCCGAGGUCUAACGUGCGCCGGGGUGGGGGGUGGGGGAGGGAGGGUGGUCAGAUGUCGCCGGCGGCCUCGAGACCUACAACAACGCUUGUGAUAACCAUUUCUCGGUACAGGGGGUGGUGCGGUUAGUCAGAGAGAGAGAGAGAGAGAGAUUGAUUUGAUCGGACGGUUGCGGUUGAGUUAGAGUUAGAGUUAGAGUCAGAGAGGCGUUACAGCAAUGGACGGUCAGAAAAGCCAGGCGAAGCUUACGAGGACCCAGUCGUCGCUUCUGAGGUCCUCCCCGACUAUCCGAUCCUCCAUUCACAGCCUCCACAGCAUGUCCUCCGUCACCGAGGAGGACGUCGUCACCGCCCAGUACGACGAGGAAGAGCAGAAGCCCAAGAACAGCGCCACCACCAAGUUGCUCCCGCUCCGCUCCGGGUCGACUCCUCGGGCCGGGUCGACCCGGAACAGCGGUCAGUUCCUGGCAGUGUCGUCGCUCAUUCUGUUCAGCGGCUUCUUCGGGUUCCUGCUCCUCUUCUUCUACCUCCGGAGAGACGAGAUUGCGACCUCCGAGAACCUCCUGCUGGCGCUGGUGUUCGUGGCGGUGACGCUUUUCUUGGCGAACAAGAACAGGUCGCUGAUCCACCACAGCGUCUCGGUCAUGAAGCACUCGUGGGACGACAAGUCGAAGCGGUUCCGAAUCUGCGGCGGCACCAAGGCCCACAACGCGAAGCCCGUGCAGUGGUUCAUCGGGUCGGACCCGAACCCGAGUAAGACCCGGAAGGAGCACCGGAUCAUCCGGGAAGGGGUGGAGUUCUACAGCAAUGGCGAUUUCUACGAGGGCGAGUUCCACAAAGGGAAGAGCAAUGGCAGCGGGGUUUACAAUUACUUCGUGAACGGGAGGUACGAAGGCGAUUGGAUCGAUGCCAAGUACGACGGGUAUGGGAUUGAGAGCUGGGCUAGAGGGAGUAGAUACAAGGGUCAGUACAGGCAAGGAUCCAGGCAUGGCUAUGGGGUUUAUAGAUUUUACACUGGGGAUUCCUACUCCGGGGAGUGGUGUAAUGGCCAGAGUCAUGGUGUGGGAGUUCAGACCUGCUCUGAUGGCAGCUGUUAUGCUGGUGAAUUCAAGUAUGGGGCUAAGCAUGGACUUGGCUGCUACCAUUUUAGAAAUGGAGAUAGAUAUGCAGGGGAGUAUUUCGGAGAUAAAAUCCAUGGAUUUGGUAUCUAUCACUUUGCUAAUGGUCAUUGUUAUGAGGGGUCAUGGCAUGAAGGCCGAAAGCAAGGCUACGGCGUUUAUACCUUCCGGAGUGGCGACACAAGAUGUGGUGUAUGGGAUGGUGGCACCCUUAAGCACCCUCUUCUGCCACUAAACGAUGCAGUUGUCCGAGCUGUUCAGGCUGCUAGGAGAGCAGCACAGAAUGCUGCUAACCUCCGGCGGGUGGAUGAACAGGUGAACAAGGCGGUCAUGGCUUCAAAUAGAGCUGCCACUGCUGCCAGAGUUGCUGCUGUUAAAGCGGUCCAAAACCGAAUGGAUGGCAAGUUUUGUGAUACAAAUGUCUGAAAGACUUGCUACUUUUCUUUUUUGGUAGUGUAAAUUUUACUAAUUUUAAUUUGUAAGUGCUUUUGAAAUGUCAACCCGGCGAGCACAAGCUCAUCGGAGGUUGAGACUUGAGAGUGAGAGAGAGACAGAGGGCAUAUGUUUGAGGCUUCCAACAUCACACUGUAACUUGUACAUACCCCAUGUAUAUCAAUGGAAGAUGAAAUUUCAGAGAAUUUUCGUGUUCUUUCUUUCUU